Molecule: messenger RNA, 2568 nt
Organism: Bombus huntii
Lineage: Eukaryota; Metazoa; Arthropoda; Insecta; Hymenoptera; Apidae
Gene: kri
Product: uracil phosphoribosyltransferase homolog
Exons: 8
Coding region: 127-861 (244 amino acids)
Source: RefSeq, a predicted model, not a curated record
AGACCCACAUUCCUUUGCCUACCCAUCUUCUCAUCUCUGCAUAAUAUAAUAGUAUCUAGUGCUACGCAUAGUACUUACUAUAGUACCUGAUAGUACGAAGUUAGUACAUGCAUACAAGAAAUCAGCAUGGGUAGCACGGAGGUAACACCGAUCCCAAAGAAAUUAAACGAAAGCAACGAUAUCGGUGAUGUUUACGGGCCGAACUUAAAAAUCCUUCCAUGCAAUAAUCAAGUGAAGGAACUGCAGACUAUAUUGCGAGACAAAAACACCACGAGGAGCGAUUUCAAGUUCUACGCCGACCGUCUGAAUUUAUUACAAGUAAUUGAAUUGUAUCAAAUCGAUAUUUUUAUGAUAAGGCUAGUGAUAGAAGAAAGUUUAAAUCAAUUACCUUUUUCGAAAUGUGUGGUAACUACACCAACUGGUGCCAAAUACAAUGGUUUGAAGUAUCAGAAAGGAAAUUGUGGAGUGUCUAUAGUAAGAAGCGGAGAAGCCAUGGAACAGGGUUUAAGAGACUGCUGUCGUAGUAUAAGAAUUGGAAAAAUAUUAGUUGAAAGUGAUGCAGACACCCACGAAGCCAAAGUAGUUUAUGCAAAGUUUCCAGAUGAUAUAUCUGAAAGGAAAGUCUUACUUAUGUAUCCAAUAAUGAGUACUGGAAAUACUGUGAUAAAAGCAAUUGCUGUCCUAAAAGAACAUAAUGUAAUUGAAGAAAAUAUCAUUUUAUCAAAUUUAUUUUGUACACCAAUUGCAGCUAAGUCUCUAGUCACUGCCUUCCCUCAGAUGAAAAUUUUAACAUCAGAGAUUCAUAGCAUUGCUCCAAAUCAUUUUGGACAAAAAUACUUUGAACAAGUAAUCCCACAGUAAAACAUGCAUUAUAUGAUGCGCAAAGUGUAAUGAAAAAUAUCUUUUAUGUAAUUAUUUAUUAAAAUUAUAGUUCAGUGAUUGUUACAAUUUUAAUAGCAACAAAAAGUUAAUUUUUUAAAGCAUAUUUUAGGCCAAUGUUUUGUGAAUUUCACAAAGUAUGAUUUUGUUACAGAGUAACAAUAUAUAACGUCUUUCAAAUGCUAUGUAAAAGAAUAUUAAUUUUCUCACAGUUUUUUCAUGUUGCUAUAAAUAGUAACUUAUAAAAUUUAUAAAAAUGAUAUUAAUUUAUAAUGUGAACUAUGAUAUUGGAAAUUUUGUAUACAACGUAAGUUAUUUGAUAAUUUCCAAUAGUUUCAUACAAUUGUAGCAAAAAAAUAUAAAAUAAUGCAGAAUAUUUCAUUAUCUGAAUGAUAAAACAGAAUUUUUACUUAAUAGUUAAAAAUGCAAUUUGCAUAAUAAUGUGGUAGUCACUCUACAAGUUUAGAUAAUUGUUUUGGGAUAAAUUUGUCGUUAAAGCAAUUAUAUAAUUAAUAAAUAAGGAAAUUAUAGAAAUACUUUGUUUUUAAGUACACGUCUUAAAUUGAAUUUAAUAAGUAUUGCAAGAUGUAUUUAAGUAAUAUUAUUUAUUUAUUAUUUAAACAUCUUGUUCUUCAAUUUGUAUAUAAAUAGUAUUGUAUAUCAAGAUAGAUAUGUAUUUUAUUGUAAACAUGGAUCAUCAUGGAUCAAUGAAAUUAAUGAUAUGAGAACAUUUAAUAUCUGCAUAACGAAACAUGAUAUUUUGCAUCAACAAUAUGUUUGGCAUUAGUAUUUCGAUUUUCUCCUAAUUCUCAUUAUAAUAGUGUCAACUGUUGAGUUUAAUUUUGUUUUAAUACAUGCUAAUAGUGUGUGAAUAAGUACAAAUAUUAACAUAAUAUUCAACAUAGUACUAAACAUAAGUUUUUGAAAACAUACACCAAAAUGAUGUAUGACAAUGUUACUUACCGAUACUAAUAUGUGAUUUCAUUUUUCAUAAAUAGUCACAUAUACCAAAUUAAAAUCAUUUGUUAUAAAAUGAAGAACCAUUUUUAUAAUUAUUAUGUAUUACUAAAGUACAUACAAAUUUUCUAACUAUGGAAAAUGUUAAAAAAAUGUAAAUUUAUGAAGCUUAUCACUACCUAUAUCACUAUCAUAUUAAUCAGAUUUUUUGUGUGACUGUUGAAUGGUAUCUAGAAUUGAUGAUGCAGCUUUUACAUGUAAUAAUCUUUUUUAAAAGUAUAAUUAUUAUAUAUUAUCUUUUAUAACUUUUCUUUACUGAUUUCAUUCUUUUUAUUUCUUUUUAUUUUUUUGCUCCUUUUUAUAUUAUGAGACAUACAAGGUUUAAACUCUGAAAGUCUGUAGACCCUUCAAAAAACAAUUUACCUUGAAACGUGCCUAUAAAGAGAGCUGCAUUACAGUAUCUAGAGCUGUGAUUUUAAGAACCAUAUGUGCAUUAUAUUAUAUCAUUUGAGUGUACACAGAUGUCUGUUAUUACGAACAAUACUUGUACACCUGUUAUACUGUAAGUUACCACAGAGUAAUUUUCAACGUUUAUAGCAUUCACAAUAAAUUUAUAUUAGUGAAAAUAUUGUAUAAUAUGUAUAUCUUGAGAAAUAUGAAUAAAAUUUCACAGCAAGUACUAAUUACCCAACAUAAACAAUUUAAAAUAAACAAAACUUUACAAAAAUGGAA